CCUAACCACCCCGUACAAGUCCAGGGUUAUGUCGGCCUAUUUACUUGGCUCGUUGUUCAAUACGACGACAUUGUCGGCCAGAGCAAUGAGAUGGUCCAGGAAGCCCUGCAAUUCCACCAACGCUUCUUCCGAGGCGAGCGGCAGCCAAACAACCUGCUGGAGGCAAUUGCAAUUCUACUCCGUGAGGCAGACGACCACUUUGACACCGUCAUGGCCAAUAUGCUUCAGAUCUCCGUGCUCAAAUUCCUCACCAGUAACCUUUUAGAGCGCCAUGACGGCUUCCAGCACAUGGCGGUUACGCGAGCCGGCAACAAAUUCCCGGAUUUCUACAGGGAUAUGUCGGGAAUGAACGUGGCUUAUGCCGUCUUCUGCUACCCCAAGGCGCAGUAUCCCGAUGUCGCGGCAUUCCUCGAGGCGAUCCCCGACAUGGCCCGCUUCAUCGACAUCUCCAAUGAUGUGCUGUCAUUCUACAAAGAGGAAGUGGGUGGAGAUACAAGAAACUACCUGCACAACCGUGUCGACACUAGCGGCAAGCCAAUGUUGACCGUCCUCCAAGACGUAAGCAAUGAGACGAUAGAUGCCGCAAAGCGAGUGGACAAGAUCCUCAAAGGCAGGGGUGUCUAUGAACAGUCCUGGAAGGAGAGUGUCCAGGGCUACAUGGCUAUGCACACAACAAACCCUCGAUACAAGUUAAAUGACCUUGGCCUCGGAGAGGAACACCCCCUUGCUCCAUUUGAGCAUAAGAUCGGAGAGUUCUUCGACCGGGUCAAAAACAGCUCAUGA
This is a messenger RNA of Trichoderma virens Gv29-8, 783 nucleotides long. RefSeq lists its product as uncharacterized. The annotation marks the transcript as partial. Gene Ontology annotation, molecular function: carbon-oxygen lyase activity, acting on phosphates. Lineage: Eukaryota; Fungi; Ascomycota; Sordariomycetes; Hypocreales; Hypocreaceae. The transcript has 2 exons. The record is from RefSeq and is a predicted model, not a curated record.